AUGGGCCGGCCAGCAGCAGCCCCAGCAACAGCAACAGCAACAACAACAGCCACAAAGUACCCCGGCCUCAGCGCCGACGACGACAACGUGCCGCUCGCAGACCUCAAGCGCUCGUCGGGGCUGGUGCGCCUCCUCCAGACCGAGCGGGCACGGCACGACGCCCAGCUCGCGUUCAACGCUAUCGGCGCAUAUGUGGCCUACCGGACGGGGCAGGACCGGGUGCUGCUCGACGCCUCGCUCGGACGGGUCGAGGCAAUGAUGCCAGAACACGCCGAGGCGUUCACCGCCGUCCGGGCGUACUUCUCCCUCCUUGGGGCCUCGUGCCCGCCCCAAGCGCCGCGCGCGACACAGCAACGCACAACGUUCCGCGUGCCGGCGCGCAUCAACGCGCACCGGCCAUCGAGCUGGAUGCGGAUCCCGUCAGCGAGCCGGCGCGUGCCCUCUGGCUCGCGGUCGAGCUCGUCGUCGUCGGCGUACAGCUCGUCGGCGGGGUCGAGCUCGUCGUCGCGCCCGUCCCCAUCACCGCCCAAAACAUCGCCGACGCCCCCUCCGCAGCCGGUGCUCCCUGCCCCACCGCCCUCGGCACACACGCGCACGCCGCGCACCUGCCCGCAGGCGAUGACGGCCGCACAGCGCAUCGCGGCCGCGUGGCGCCCGCCCCCGCCGCCGGCGUACGCGCGCGUCGACCCCAACCCCGUGGUGCGGGCGGCUGCGUGCGUUAGGGCGUGA
Vanrija pseudolonga is the source of this 729-nucleotide messenger RNA. RefSeq lists its product as uncharacterized. Lineage: Eukaryota; Fungi; Basidiomycota; Tremellomycetes; Trichosporonales; Trichosporonaceae. Bases 1 to 729 code for a protein of 242 amino acids. The transcript has 3 exons. The record is from RefSeq and is a predicted model, not a curated record.